GCUGUUGAUAUGAACAUCCUGCUGGCAUAUACACAUAUGGGACAAACAGGCACAUAAGGUUUACAGUUUGCGUGAUUAUGAAGGGUUUAGCACAGGGCUGUUGGGCUGCAUGUAGGAUGUUUGAGUUUGCCUAACUGAGCAUCCCUCCUCAUGCAUACUGAAAGAGGCACAUGGUUACUGGCAUUGACAAACUCAUCACACACACAUGUUGGGCGCAUUGACAGCUCAGCUCUAGGUUGCAGACAGAGAGAGACAGAGGAAGACAUCCAGCACCUUCUUACAGUAUAUAGUAAUGCUAGUUCUCAGGUUUAAGGAAACUCUUUUUGCCUACCAACUCUGAGCUCCUCUCCCUGUGCGCGCCGCGUCCACUGCGAUGAACGCUUCGCGCUCGGUCAGCAUGGGAAUCCCCACUCAAGUCCCGAACAGCACCGUGGUGACUGCGGACACUCUAGCACCGUGGAAUUACAGCGCUGUGAGCGCGCACAAGCUGAUGGAGAUGCCAGCGAGUGCCACUACGGUGGCAAUGGUGCAGGAUGUUCGACGUACUUUUCCCACAGUGGAUGUUCCAGACCACGCUCACUACACCAUUGGCUCUGUCAUUCUGGCAGUGGGCAUCACUGGCAUGGUGGGAAACUUCUUGGUCAUGUAUGCCUUCUGCAAGAGUAGGAGUCUGAGGACACCUGCCAACAUGUUCAUCAUUAAUCUAGCUCUCACUGACUUUCUGAUGUGUGUCACUCAGACACCAACCUUCUUCACCACCAGUUUGCACAAGCGAUGGAUCUUUGGGGAAAAAGGUUGUGAGUUAUAUGCAUUCUGUGGUGCUCUGUUUGGUAUCUGCUCAAUGAUCACACUCAUGAUUAUUGCAGUAGAUCGAUACAUAGUGAUCACUCGUCCUUUGGCCUCUAUUGGCGUUAUGUCACGCAAACGAGCCCUGUUGAUACUCUCUGCUGCUUGGGCGUACUCUAUGGGCUGGAGCCUGCCUCCGUUCUUUGGUUGGAGUGCUUAUGUGCCUGAAGGUCUGCUGACAUCCUGCUCGUGGGAUUACAUGACUUUCAGUCCUUCUGUACGAGCUUACACAAUGCUGCUCUUUACUUUUGUUUUCUUCAUCCCGCUGUUUGUCAUCAUUUAUUGCUACUUCUGCAUCUUCAGGGCCAUCCGAGAUACCAACAGAGCUGUAGGAAAAAUCAAUGGAGAAGGAGGACCCCGAGACUCUAUCAAGAAGAUGCAUAGAAUGAAAAAUGAAUGGAAGAUGGCAAAGAUAGCACUCAUAGUGAUCCUUUUGUAUGUCAUCUCCUGGUCUCCGUACUCUUGUGUGGCUCUUACUGCUUUUGCUGGUUACGCUGACAUGCUCACACCUUACAUGAACUCCGUGCCUGCUGUGAUCGCCAAAGCAUCCGCCAUCCACAACCCAAUCAUCUAUGCCAUCACUCACCCUAAAUACAGGUCUGCAAUUGCAAAGUAUAUACCAUGUCUAGGAGUGCUGCUGUGUGUACCUCGUAGAGACCGGUUCAGCAGCAGUAGCUUUAUGUCCACACGACGCUCCACUUUGAAUAGCCAGUCCUCAGAGACCAGCAGCAACAUACACCGUGCUGGAAAAACCCGGUUGUCCUCAGUGUCUGACAGUGAGUCGGGCUGGACGGACACAGAGGCGGAUCUCUCCAGCGCGAGUUCGCGUCCUGCUAGUCGUCAGGUUUCAUCUGACAUCCGUAAAGAUUUGUCAGACUUCAAGCACACCAGCUCUCUGAGGCUGCAGGUCAAGAGCAGAGACUCGGGUAUCUUCGACAGAACCUCGGCCCAGAGUCUAGCUGAGCCAAACUUGAACCGGACUUGUACAUACAUCAGUACGGUGGGCGACAAAGAUGAGAUCUCUAUGGCUGAGGUCAGCCUGUCCAGUUGUCUCUCGUCCUCUCCAAAUAUUGUCUCUGAGAACACUGAUGAGAAAAGACUGUUGACUCGGAUCCCUUCCAUCGUUGUUACAUCAGAGUCUAGUCCUGCCGUCCUCUCAGAAGGUCGCAGUGGCGGCCCCUUCAGACAGCUUCCAGGUGCUUCGGUGGAGGCAGCCUCUGUCACCUCAGAACCUGCUGGGAUUGAAUGAAUAUGGACUGUGUUACCACUUAUUUAUACUUCAGGACACCAUCUCAACAGACUCUGGGUCUUCUGAUUUAUCCCUUCCUCCUUUUGUCUCAUUUACACAGGGCUCAAAAAUGAAUCUGCAUGCAGUCACAACUGACAUCUGAUAUUUGGCUGUGCCGGUAUUGUUGUACUUUUGCCUGUUUUGAGGUGGAAAAUGGGCAACCACAAGCUACAGGGUAAUCAGGGUCUUUAUUUUUACAAGAGGACACCCUUUAAGGCUUCUUUCAGUGGUGUGGAGAUGAUCCUCUCCUCUCAGGGAAGAAUAUAUGACAGGUCUGUGGGAAAAGCAGUGAUGGAUUGACACUGCUCAGAAUAUGUAUUCAGAUACAUCUAUCCCUGCUUCAUCCAUAAAAAGGCUGUGCUGUAGGCCGUAGGAAUAAACAGUUCCUUGCGUCUGCACAAGAUCAAAAACAACAAGAUGUGACGUGAAGAUUCAAACGCCUAGUUUUUACAUAGCCAGAAAUUUUGGACUUCUGUCUAUAGGUGUAAUCACUGUAGGACAGAAAAGUGGAUAUUUUAAUGUUUCUUUAAAGAUAAAGUGUACAAUUUUUUAUGUAUAUAUGUACAAAUAUUUUACUUGUUGUGGCUGAUAAAUGGAUGAUAGUUUACUACUUCAUCUAAAUAAUUAAAAAAAAAGCAUCACAGCAUUAAUUCACUAUCUAAAAUAUUUAAUAUUUAAUUUCAGAUUUCUAAAGAUUUUUAUCGAUGACUCACGUAAUCAAAAUGUAAAAACAGGUGAUGCACAAUUAAAUAUCCACUAUAUUAUAUAUUAUAUAAUAAUAUAGUAUUCCCACCAACAUCAUCAUAAAUCAAUCACAUUGACAACCAAUUACAUCUUUAUUGCUGCUGAUUGAAUAAAUGUGAAGAUUUUUAUUUUGUAGAUUUUUUUCCCAGCGCUGUAUGGCCAAUACAUAUAUUUGUAUAUAUAUUAUUGAAUGUUAAUAUGGAAGUGUGCUCAACAAAUGAUCUAGACUGUAUGAUUUAUCAUGCUUUUGUGUUGUGUCAUGUGAAUACUCCCAUAGUUGUUAUUACCUGCAUGUUUUCUUAAUAUAAAAAAGGCUCCUUUGAUAGGAAUAUUUGGUUUAAAAUGAUCAUCACUUUUCAUGCAGGCUACAAUAACAUGAAAACCCAUAUAAAUGUGAAAAAUGAUCUUUUAAAUUCAAACAACUGGUCUCAGAGCCCGUGGCUCUAAUAAACUGCACCUUUCAGAUGUAGAUUUGCCUUUCUGCUGGAUUUCAGAGAUACUUUAGUGGGAUUAAUAUGCCAGCAUCUGGGAGUCCUUAGGGAUUAGAGGGGAAACGCUUUUAACAAGAUUAGUUUUGGGAAAGUGCUCAUCCAGAAUGCUCCAUUGCUUUUAAAGGCUGCUGUAUUCUCAAAGUUACACACACGUUCUCAGAUAAUGGUCUCUGAAGUAGUUCAAAUGCACAGUUACUCUCUCUCUCUCUGUAUCUCUCGUGAGAGAUGUUUACCUUUCCAUUUUGAGGUAAAUGUGCUUCAUAGAUGAGUAAAUGAUGUACUACGGGGUGGGUUCGCAUAUUUACUGAUGUUGCUAGAAUGUUCACCUGA
Molecule: messenger RNA, 3699 nt
Organism: Labeo rohita (rohu)
Lineage: Eukaryota; Metazoa; Chordata; Actinopteri; Cypriniformes; Cyprinidae
Gene: opn4b
Product: opsin 4b
Exons: 11
Coding region: 374-2095 (573 amino acids)
Biological process (GO): G protein-coupled receptor signaling pathway; visual perception
Cellular component (GO): membrane
Molecular function (GO): G protein-coupled receptor activity
Source: RefSeq, a predicted model, not a curated record